This is a messenger RNA of Trachemys scripta elegans, 4170 nucleotides long. RefSeq names its product FAM161 centrosomal protein A (gene FAM161A). Gene Ontology annotation, cellular component: cilium; photoreceptor connecting cilium; ciliary basal body. Lineage: Eukaryota; Metazoa; Chordata; Testudines; Emydidae. Bases 35 to 2281 code for a protein of 748 amino acids. Gene Ontology annotation, biological process: cilium organization. The transcript has 7 exons. The record is from RefSeq and is a predicted model, not a curated record.
AGCCUGCCCCUGCCCCUGCCCCUGCCCGGGGACCAUGGACGCGGCGCACCGAGCUGCGCUCCUCACCACCUCCUGCCUCAGGACACCCGUGAACCCGCGCACCAGGGCGCCGCUGGCUCUGUACGAGCGGGAGAGGCGCCCGCCGGCCGCCGCGGGGCAGCAGGAUGAUUUUGACUUGGACUGUAAUACUGAGAGACAGCAAAGCCCCACUCUAAGUGGGGACUGUGAGGACUGGAUAGACUUUCCCAAAAUGUGCCACUCAAAUCAGGAAUAUUACUUGAAGCUGGAAGAGCUGAAGAAUGCCCACCUGGAGACAAUGGCAAAACUGGAAAACAUGUAUCAGAAUAAGCUGCAUUUGAAAGGAGUACAGCCCCUGGACAAUAAGGAUGCUGCUCCCAGUUUGUGUUAUAGAUCAAUAUGGGAUAAGAGCUCAUUUCGGCCUCUGAAUUUGCAUAAAUCUUUUUCUGAGCCUGACUUAAAUAAUCUGUCCUAUUCAAGUUUAUCUGAUGGGUCUGAUGCAGAAUUAGAGUUGGAAGAAGAAAAUGGUAGUGAAACUGGGUCACUGACAUUUGCUAAGGAGCAGAUCGAAAAAAUGUGGGAUGGGUUUUCUGUGGACGACUAUGUCUAUCACACUAAACGUAGCUUACCAAAUUCACCAACAUUCAAAAUGAUGGGGAAGAAGCAGCAAGAGUGGUCACCAAAGGUCACUGUGCCUAAGCCUUUCCAGAUGACUAUUCGAGAAGCUAAGAAAAAACAACAGAAUGUCAAAUCAAAGUCACAGAUAGAAAUGGAAAAUAAUUUAUUGAAGAAACAACUAGAGGAAGAAGCAGAGUGUCAAAAGAAAUUCAGAGCCAAUCCUGUGCCUGCUUCCGUCUUCCUUCCGCUCUAUCAUGAAAUCAUGGAAAGAAAUGAAGAACGCAGGAAAUUUGUGAAAGAGAGAAGCAAAGAUAUUCUUUUGGCCUCUCAGAGACCAUUUCAGUUUAUCAGGAGGGAGGAGCAAAGGAAAGAAAUUAGGAAAAUGCAAUUAAAAGACCUUUCAUUGCCUGAAAAGAAAACAAAAUUAUUCCAAGCAAAACCUGUCCCUAAAUCUGUUUACAGUCCAGCCUUUAAUGAUAAGUUAAAAGAAGAAGAGCUCUAUAGAGAAAUUAGGAUCCAAAUGAGAGCUGAAGAGUUGCUACGUAAUUCUUCUCUUCCCAACAGCAGACUGGCUAGUAGAACUAUCAAUAAACCGAGGAAACAAAAGUGCAAUCAACAGAAAGAAGAACUGGAGCAUAAACCAAGGAUCAAAUCUAGGGUUCCAGACUUUGAAACACUGCACCAAAAAUUCCAGAAUAGGCUCCUGAAACAGAAACAUGUGAAACACAUCACAGUUUGUGAACCCUUCAAUCUUCGUACUCCACGAAUCCCAUCCAACAAAGGGAAGAUUCUGCAGGACAUUCAAGCAGAUGAAGAAACAUUAAAAGAAACACGCUGGCCAUAUGCCUCUCCAAGAUGCAAACCUCGAAUGAGGUGUUCAAGUGCAAGUUCAUCUCCCUUGGGACGUGAGCAAUCUGAAUCUCCAAGAAUCACAGAGUCUACCAAAAGACGAAUACAAGCUAUAAGGAAAUCACUUGAGGAAAAGAGAAAGCUGGAAGAAGAGCAAAAAAGGAUCAGAGCAAAGCAGAAACAAAGAGUGAAAAAACUGCAAAAACUUAUAACAACCCGGGCUGAGGCCAAUGACCCACAUCAGAGCCUAGCUCGGAUGUCUAAAUCCAAAUUAAAAAUGAUCAGGAAACAUGAGAAGCAAAGAAUGCAAGAGUAUCUGCAGGAGCGGGAAGAAAUGGAAGAAAGAGUAAACCAGAGGCCAUUGCUUUUGGAAAGAGCCACUCAGAAAAAUGCCAGAAUAGCAGCAGAAAAGCAUUACUCUGAUAUACUGAGAGAACUGGGGAUUUGUGAGGACUUCCUUUCAAAAAACAGUCAAACUGCUAAAUUGCUGGACCAGCCCAAUGCCAAAGGCUUUGGAAGCUGCACUGAAGACAGAGAAAGUCUUAAUGAAGAUAAAGUUCAAGAAGGAGAAUCCUGUGAUGAGCAGAAGGCAAAUCCUCACUCUGACCAAUCUUGUGGGGAGGCGGAAGAGGAGAAGGCAAGCUCACAGUCUGACCAAUCCUGUGAGGAGGAGGAAGAGGAGAAGGCAAGCUCACAGUCUGACCAAUCCUGUGAGGAGGAGGAAGAAGAGAAGGCAAGCUCACAGUCUGACCAAUCCUGUGAGGAGGAAGAAGAGGAGAAGGCAGGCUCUCAGUGAUCAUGAUGAUGAGGACGUUGUGGAAUGUGAGGAUGAUAAGUAUGAAGAUGGUUUAGAAGAAAAACCUAACUGAAGCUAACUGAAAGGAAGGAAGACAGACUUACUUCUCUUAUUGCGUUGGAGCUCAACACACAUUUCAUUGCUGGCAAUGGGUAUAUGCUAAAGAAAAAACUGACUCUUGGUGCUAUGGACAUUUUGAACUGCAUACAUGUAGGUCUUGUGUGAAUUUCCAUUUGUUAGCAUAAUAUAACUUCGAAUGCUGAAUUUGCUUUUUUUCCAGUGAGAAAAAAUUAUCAUUACUCAUUUCCAUUAGCAGUUGCACUUGUCAGUGUAUGCUGUAUUCUUUCAUUGCAUGAGCGCAUUUCUGUGUUCAGAAAUACUAACCACAGUUUAAAACUCACUUCUUCCAUUCCUGUUGGCUAAUACUUAGGCUUUUACAUUUCCAGCUCUUUGCCUUCAUGCUGACAAAAUAGGGUGGGAAGCAGUCAUCACGAAGGAGAAAAGUGGUGUUACUCCAUAAGCAAAGAUCUUAGAGCAACAUUACCUCUUAUUUCAGCGCUUCUAGGAUCUGCUCAGUUUUAACCAGCCCUGAAUAUAUUUUCCCAUUAUGGCAGUGGACAUUUGGGUGUAACUCUCAUUAAGGAUGAUGAUAGGAGUUUUUUGUGUAAAUCCUCUGGCCAUCAUUGGCCGAGUUGUAGCCAGGGACACCAAAAUGCCAAUUUACUAUGCAGCUGGACUGUCCUUUCAACUGCUUAAUGAAUGCUCCUUUUAAUAUAAUUUAUUAAUAGCACCUCACAUACUAGGGCUCUUGGGACGCUGAACAGGAUAACAAAACCAUGACUCAUAUACAAUAAACACAUAUGGAGCCCCUCAUUAAACUUCUAUAGGACUUCGUAAUGCUAAAAGAAGGGAGAAGGAACAAAUUUGAACCAUGAACUUCAGAAGCAGUAUUUGUAUUUUUGUUAUACUGUGGAUUAUGUAUUAGAACAAAUGUCUAAUCAGAGCUCCAAAAUCGUGUUCUCUGUAUGAUAUCUUUAAUCUCCUUUAAGAACCAUUCCAAGAUCAUGUGAAAUAAUUCAUUGUAAUGUAAUAAUGCAGAUUAAAACUAAUGUUCGUUAGUUUCUUUAUUGAGAUAGUUAAACAGAUACUGUAAAUCAAGAAAUUAUUACAUGUGUGAAAAAUACAACACUUGCAGCUGUAUUUAAUAUUUUUUUUUGAGUGAGUAGAAGAAAAGGGGUUUAGUAAACUUAAGUAGUCUUUCUCCUUGUAUUUGCUACUCAGCCCAUCAGCUUUCCUCUUAGGCUACUCCUGAAAUAAGAACCCAAAUGAAGACAUGAAUGCUUCAUAUGGAGAGCACCUUCUGGUUCCCUCUCCUAUUCUGUGCCUGGCCUUCCUACUGUUCUCAGUCAUUGCCAACGUAGGGACAGAAAAGAGAAAUAUAUCUGCAUAUUAAUAAAAGCUGCUGAAGAGCUUCAAAUAAUAGUUUGCAAGCUAAAUAAAGGAUGAUGCAAAAUAUCUACACACAGCACAUACACCCAAAACCUCUUGGGUAACCGGCAAACAUUAGUAAGUUGCAUUUUUGUCUGAAACCUAAAUUAAAAGUGGUUUCAGAUGCUUUUGUAAUCAAGUAUUAGGGUUUUAUUUUCCUUUUUUCUAACAAGUUUUGUAAUACUGUUAGCUUAUUUCUUCUUUGGUUAGAUCUGCAUCAGAAGACUUUCACUAAAAUUUGAAUUCAGAUAAAGUAUAUGUAAUUGUCAUGUUUCUAACAACUGUGAAAUUUUAGCACAAAUGUGUUUAAAUUUUGAAAAGUUAACUUUAAUACUUGAUGAACUUCGAUUUUUUUUAAAUAAAAUAUUCCUUUGGUGAAGUGUAUAUGUGUAAAUGUAGUA